This is a messenger RNA of Rotaria socialis, 681 nucleotides long. Lineage: Eukaryota; Metazoa; Rotifera; Eurotatoria; Philodinida; Philodinidae. The record is from the annotation of a GenBank genome assembly.
AUGACUACGAAUUAUUCCAAUCCAAUACUUGAAGACCGAAUCGGCCAAUUCUUAUGCGAUGAGAAUAAUUUAUUAAUAAAAUUAGACAACCAUAAACUAACUGAUCAAGACAUGACUAUUGUUGUUGAACAAGCGAUUCAGAAGAAACAAUGCACUUAUCUUGACUUACAGGACAACGAAAUUACCUCGGAAGGUAUGUCAAUUUUAGCUUUGGCAUUGAGUGAAAAUUCAAAAUUGCAUACGCUAUAUCUGCAUGGUAAUCAUUUAUUCGAUAAGGGCAUAUAUUCUCUGGCGCAAAUACUCACAUCAAGUAAUCAUACUCUCAAAAUACUUGGUCUUAACUCGAUUGGUCUUACAGACGUUGGCGCAGAAGAUCUAGCUGUAAUGCUUCAGAAAAAUCGUACUUUAACUCAUUUACAAUUGCAAGCUAAUGAAAUAGGUAAUCGGGGAAUAGUAUACUUAGCUGAAGCACUUACGAAAUAUAAUACAACUUUGGAACAAUUGGAAUUAGCUGAAAAUAAGUUGGUGAAUGAUUCGAGUGUUGAUUUACUAGUUGAAAUAAUCAAACAUAAUCGAUCGUUGAAAGUUCUCAAUGUUGGACUUUGCACUAUAUCUGAUUCUGGCAAAACCAAACUUAAGGCGGCAACCGAAUCAAGUAAAGAUUUACAGCUUAUACUAUAA